AUGUCUGUUCCAUUUGGUGUUGAUUUAGGUAACAACAAUACUGUUAUUGCAUGUGCCAAAAAUAGAGGUAUUGAUAUUGUUGUUAAUGAAGUAUCUAAUCGUUCUACUCCAUCAUUAGUUGGAUUUGGACCUAAAUCUAGAUACUUGGGAGAAACUGCCAAAAACCAACAAACUUCGAAUAUCAAAAACACUGUUGAAAAUUUGAAAAGAAUUGUUGGAUUACCUCAUAAUCAUCCAGAUUUCAAGAUUGAGCAACAAUAUUUCACUGUUCCGUUAGUUCAAAACAAAUCGGAUCACGGAGUUGGUGCUAAAGUUAAAUACUUGGGUAAAGAUCAUGAAUUUACUGCCACUCAAUUAUUAGCCAUGUAUUUGGACAAGAUUAAGGAUACUGCAGUUAAAGAGACUAAAGGAAACAUUAAUGAUAUUUGUUUAUCAGUUCCGGGAUGGUACACUGAAAAACAACGUCGUGCUGCUGCUGAUGCUUGUAAGAUUGCUGGUUUGAAUCCAGUUCGUAUUGUUAAUGAAAUGACUGCAGCUGCUGUUGGAUAUGGUGUUUUCAAAGCUGCUGAUUUACCUGAGGAUGAUUACAAAAAAGUUGCAUUUGUUGAUGUUGGUCACAGUUCAUACCAAGUUUCAAUUGCUGCUGUUAAAAGAGGUGAAUUGAAGAUUUUGGGAGCUGCUUAUGAUAAACAUUUUGGUGGUAGAAAUUUCGAUUAUGCCAUUGCUGAACAUUUUGCCGAUGAAUUUAAAGGUAAAUACAAGAUUGAUGUUAGAGAAAACCCCAAAGCAUAUUAUAGAGUUUUAACUGCUGCUGAAAAAUUAAAGAAAGUGUUGAGUGCAAACACUCAAGCACCUUUCAAUAUUGAAAGUGUUAUGAAUGAUGUUGAUGUUUCAUCUUCAUUGACUAGAGAAGAUUUGGAAAACUUGGUUAAACCAUUGUUGGAGAAAAUCCAUAUUCCAAUUGAAGCUGCUUUGAAAGAUGCUGGAUUGAAAUCAGAAGAUUUAGAUUCAGUUGAAGUUAUUGGUGGUUCUUCAAGAAUUCCAACUGUCAAGACCAAGAUUUCUGAAGUUUUUGGUAAACCAUUGUCUUUCACUUUGAACCAAGAUGAAGCUAUUGCUAAAGGUAAUGCUUAUAUUUGCGCUUGUCAUUCACCAACUGUUAGGGUUAGACCAUUCAAAUUCGAAGAUUACAACCAAUACACCGUUUCUUACUUCUGGGACAAAGAAGAUAAUGAAGAUGAAGAUCAUUUAGAAGUGUUCCCUAAAGGUGGAUUAUUCCCAAGUACUAAGAUUAUCACCUUGUACAGAAAAGGACCAUCUUUUGAAGUUGAAGCUAAAUAUACCAAACCAAAGGAAUUACCAAAGGGAACUGAGCAUUUCAUUGCUAAGUGGAAGAUUGGUAAUGUUGAACCAAGUGCUGGUGAAUCUUCAAUUGCUGUUAAAUUGAAAUUGAGAAACGAUCCUUCUGGGUUUUACACUAUUGAAUCUGCUCAUACUGUUGAAGAACAAAUUGUUAAAGAAUUAGUUGAACCAAAAGAAGGUGAAGAAGAUGACGAGGAACCAGCUGAACCACAAUACAAGGAAGUUAAGAAAUUAGUCAAAAAGAAUGAUUGUUCGAUUGAAGUUGAAUGUGCUGCUUUACCAGAAGCUCAAUUACAAAAAUUCAUUGAAGAAGAAGGACAAAUGCUUGCUGAAGAUAAAUUGGUUGCUGACACUGAAGAAAGAAAGAAUCAAUUGGAAGAAUACAUUUAUGAAUUGAGAGGUAAAUUGAGUGAUCAAUACAAGGAUUUUGCCAAAAAGGAAGAAGUUGAGAAAUUGACUGGAUUAUUACAAAAAGCUGAGGAUUGGUUAUAUGAAGAUGGAUAUGAAUCAACCAAAGCCAAAUAUAUUGCUAAGUAUGAAGAAUUGGCAUCGAUUGGUAAUGUGAUUAGAGGUAGAUAUUUGGCUAAAGAGCAAGAAAAGAAGGAACAAUUCAGACAAAAACAAGAAGCAGCUCAAGCUCAAGCCAUGGCUGAAAAAAUGGCCAAUGCUAGAAAAGAAAAUAAGAAUGGUGAUGAUAAGAAGGAUGCUGAGGGUGAUACCAAGAUGGAUUGA
Messenger RNA from Lodderomyces orthopsilosis Co 90-125, 2094 nucleotides. It is a transcript of the gene MSI3, whose product is annotated as adenyl-nucleotide exchange factor. Gene Ontology annotation, molecular function: ATP binding; ATP-dependent protein folding chaperone. NCBI's taxonomy places the organism in Eukaryota, Fungi, Ascomycota, Pichiomycetes, Serinales, Debaryomycetaceae. The record is from RefSeq and is a predicted model, not a curated record. Gene Ontology annotation, biological process: protein folding. The transcript has a single exon. The coding region runs from base 1 to 2094 and encodes 697 amino acids. Gene Ontology annotation, cellular component: nucleus; cytosol.